UGUCACGGAAUUUUUUUUCCAACACUACAUUUAUUAUUUGGGAUUUUUUUAAAAUGUACAAGCACACCAAAAUAUGCCAAUACAACACUGGUGGGUUUUUUUUUGGGGGGGGGGGCAUUUUGAGUGAUUUCGGUACACCUUGACUCUCUUCUGCGACUGCACGCCUCACUGGAGUCUAUGAUGGUGGAAUGUGCGUGGCCUCAGUUUCAGUUGCCUUUGAACCUUCUUUAAAAAGAAUAUUAAGAUUCCAGAAAUUGAGAACGGGACACUGGCUGUCCCCCUUUACAAGCUCUUCAAUCACCUGACUGGACAUGAAGGACAUCAGUGACGCCUUCCUUUCAGCAACAAGCCAAAUCAAUAAACAUUGUUUUUUUUUUUUUGCUCACAAAUGUCACCUUAGAGGAGAUUUAAACAUCACAGAAGGUAAAAGUUUGAAGUCACUGGAAAAACGGGAGGAGAAUGAGUGCUGGAGUUUUGCUGAGGUGAAAGGGUGGAGAGGCUUGACGCCCGCAUAAAAGAAGGAGGGGCACGCACUGGCAGGGAAGUACAUCUCAAGUGAUGGGGGACAGAGUUCGGGGGAACGAGGAGAAAGCACUCAAGCUCGUUUCAGCUCCGCGCGUAAUCGUGUCUGGAGAACUUUUACACACGGCGCGUAGGUGCGUCACCGCGCCCUUUAUGGAUGCCAACGAGAUCAUCGGAGCUGAUUGGGAAUUUCGGUGGAAGUAUUAAGCAGGAGGUGGGGUAAAAGCGAGUGAUAUAUAUUGAAAUAUCGGACAGAAAGAGGAAGGGUGGUCAUCAUACUCGGCGCCGGCAUCGCGGAGCGAGUCACCCGAGCAGGCAGACAAACAAGACAAGAAAAGACGAGGAGGCUGAGACGCUCUCAUCCCGAAGUGUGCGCUCGACUUGGAUGCGCGCGCGGCCGCACGUGUUUCGAGCAGCGACCCCCGCCGACCCUAACGGCGGAGCACCGCGGUCCGGGGUCCACCCGCAUCCACUCCCGGACGGUCCACCGAGGACCCCCGGCGCUUUUCAAGCGUGGAUAUUUAACCAGACACUUUGUGUUGGGAAGUUGAUUUGUUUUAUUUAUUAAAGCAGACGUAUAGUGGACUUAUCGAAAAGGAUUUUUUUUUUUUAAAAAGCACAUUUAAGGUACGUUUUAUAGUUUUAUAAUCAUGUUCACUGCCGCUUCCAUUAUUAUUAUUUAAAGUUGAAAGUGACUUUUUGAUUUUAUUUAUCAUUGUACCAUUAUGAAGAGGUGAUGAAAAAGCACCAUUUAGUUUUUUGGGGGGUGUGUGCCUGUUUUAUGGAAAGAAUUAAAAAAAAUUAAUAGUAUAAACUUUGGAGGGUUGGAAGUAAAAGUGACUGUAGGGUUCGUUAUGUGUGGGGAAGUGGCUUAAUUGAUCACAAAGACGCAUCGGACUUAUCGGGGAGGUUAUAAAAACAUUAACGUGUUUUUUUCCGAAACAUUUAACUGCACUCUAAAGAAAGGUUGUGCACAUGCAGUUGCCGUCUAUACACACGGGAGGACUGCAUACUAUAGAGCAGGGUACCCAAAAUAACUCAUUAGUACUUUGGCAGCCAACGUGCUAUCGUGCAUUUACGGUCGAAUUGUACCCAACUUUAUUUUUCAUUUAUACUCAAGAAGGUAUUUUUGCGUGCUUAUGUUCGUUUUGGAAAAUCUUGAAUAUAUGACAGCAUAUAGCUGUCAUAUAUUCAGAUGGUAAUUUUUCAGUUAACGUGGACUUCUGCUUUGUCACUACAAAUCUACUGUUGUUUUGUUUAUCACAUGCCUUCAUCCGGCUCUGUAAAGUGGAGUUUGUCACGGCAAAUUAACUGACGUCCAUCAACUCUUGUCUUGCAGCAAUCAACAGAAGGGCAACGCCCCCCCCCCCAAAAAAAAAAUCACUUUCCCCACCAUCAGUCGUCCGCGUGAGCAAUGGGGGAACUGCACGUGCGCGUCACCGUGGGACUGCUACUACUUCUCACGUGCACGCUCGUCGGCGCGGCACCCACGCCGAAGACGAGCGUGAGCCGGGGUUCGAGGCGCGCCACCGCGCCGGUAAGGCGAGAGGAGGAGCUGAGACGCUUCGCCGAGACCACGAAGAUGGGGAGGACGGUGGCGGCGGCGACGGGCGAAGCUCCCUGGAGCCCCUGGGGGAGCGCCAUGACCGUGAUUACGACGCCCCACGGGGAAAAGAGGCGUUUGAGAAGAGUGAAAACAGACAGAAGGGGGGAUCGGCCAGUCGCCCCAACCCCACGAAAUCACAGAAAGAUGGACAAAUACCUGACACACAUCACAGGUCGGCUCUACUUCAGCCCCAAGUGCAGAAAGCACGCGUCCCAUGUGUACCACCAGACCCGAGACUGCACGAUACUUGCAUAUUUCAAAAGAUGUGCCCGGCUUCUCACGCGUCUUGCCAGCAGCCCAAUGUGCACGGGAGGUUAACGCGAGCAAGGUCCAAGACAAACACCUGCUAUCCAGAAUUCGAAUGGUCUUGCUUUGGGAAGAAAAAAAAAAGUGCCUUGGACAUUGGGAGAGCCAUCUGUAAAUCACUGUUGAACUCAGGCGGAACAAGUGUCCUUCUACUGAAGUCUACUGAUCGUAUGGACGCUGCGACCACCUAAAAAGCUGAAACUAAACAAAAAAAAAAAAAAAACAUCAACAAAAGGAAGCCAAUGGGAGGCAAAGAGCCCGCGAGAGACAAGAGGACGAUCCGCUUCGCUUGCCUUGUUGUGUAAAGGACUAAAGGACGCGGACUCUGCGGGCCCACGCAGGCCCACGCGCCGAUAUCGAGAUGCUGACGAGACAUCAAACAUGGUGGGAAAGAACAGAACAUUCCGUCAAAGUCCAUAUUUAUAUAUUUGACAAGAUUGGACCA
Messenger RNA from Hippocampus comes (tiger tail seahorse), 2879 nucleotides. RefSeq names its product ALK and LTK ligand 2a (gene alkal2a). NCBI's taxonomy places the organism in Eukaryota, Metazoa, Chordata, Actinopteri, Syngnathiformes, Syngnathidae. The transcript has 6 exons. The record is from RefSeq and is a predicted model, not a curated record. Gene Ontology annotation, biological process: positive regulation of ERK5 cascade; positive regulation of ERK1 and ERK2 cascade. Gene Ontology annotation, molecular function: receptor tyrosine kinase binding; receptor signaling protein tyrosine kinase activator activity. Bases 1937 to 2446 code for a protein of 169 amino acids.